Messenger RNA from Morus notabilis, 1632 nucleotides. RefSeq names its product inorganic phosphate transporter 1-11. Gene Ontology annotation, molecular function: phosphate transmembrane transporter activity. Gene Ontology annotation, cellular component: membrane. Gene Ontology annotation, biological process: transmembrane transport; phosphate ion transport. The coding region runs from base 1 to 1632 and encodes 543 amino acids. The transcript is spliced from 2 exons. The record is from RefSeq and is a predicted model, not a curated record. Lineage: Eukaryota; Viridiplantae; Streptophyta; Magnoliopsida; Rosales; Moraceae.
AUGGCUAUAGCCGUGCUUGAUGCUCUUGACAACGCCCGGACACAAUGGUACCACGUGACGGCGAUUGUGAUCGCCGGCAUGGGCUUCUUCACUGACGCCUAUGACCUCUUCUGCAUCUCCACCGUCUCUAAACUCUUGGGACGUCUCUACUAUUUCAACCCCAAUUCACCAAAGCCCGGGAAGCUGCCACAGGAUGUCAACAACUUGGUCACCGGUGUCGCCCUUGUCGGAACCUUAUCGGGCCAGCUCUUCUUCGGAUGGCUUGGGGACAAGCUCGGACGCAAGAAAGUCUACGGCGUAACCCUAAUUAUGAUGGUCGUUUGCGCUAUUUGCUCCGGCCUUUCCUUUGGCGCUACUGCAAGGGGCGUGAUGGGGACGCUAUGCUUCUUUAGGUUUUGGUUAGGGUUUGGGAUUGGAGGAGAUUACCCGCUCUCCGCCACCAUCAUGUCGGAGUACGCCAACAAGUCAACACGGGGAGCUUUCAUAGCCGCCGUGUUUGCGAUGCAGGGCGUGGGAAUCAUAUUCGCUGGCCUAGUUUCCAUGAUUCUUUCCAAGAUCUUCCUAGGAUUCUAUGAUGCCCCUCCUUAUAAGUUUGAUGACUUCUCCCCCGUUUUCUCUACGCAACCCGAGGCGGAUUACUUGUGGCGGAUUGUGCUCAUGCUUGGAGCUUUGCCCGCAAUCUUGACUUUCUACUGGCGGAUGAAAAUGCCCGAAACUGGACGGUACACCGCCUUGAUAGAAGGAAACGCGAAGCAAGCCGCAGUGGACAUGGGACGUGUUCUGGAGAUAGAAAUACAAGAUGAGCAAGACAAGCUGGCUCAAUUCAAAGCCGCAAACAACUACUCCUUAUUAUCCCAAGAGUUCUGGGGGCGUCAUGGAAAGCAUUUGAUCGGCACGAGCACCACUUGGUUCUUGUUGGACAUCGCCUUCUACAGCCAAAACCUAACCCAGAAGGACAUUUUCCCCGCCAUGGGUCUGAUCCAUAAGGACUUCCAAAUGAACGCUCUUCGAGAAGUCUUCGAGACCUCGCGCGCCAUGUUCAUAAUUGCCUUGUGUGGGACCUUCCCUGGCUACUGGUUCACUGUAGCCUUGAUCGAAAAGCUCGGCCGCUUCAAAAUCCAGCUCCUCGGCUUCUUCAUGAUGACUAUCUUCAUGCUCAUCAUAGGCAUCAAGUACGACUACUUGAGAGAGAACGGACACGGGGCGGUGUUCGGAGCUCUCUACGGUCUCACCUUUUUCUUCGCGAAUUUUGGGCCCAACAGCACCACCUUUGUCCUUCCGGCGGAGCUUUUUCCGACAAGGGUUAGGUCCACGUGUCACGCCAUCAGUGCAGCCUCUGGGAAGGCCGGUGCCAUCGUCGCGGCCUUCGGGGUUCAGACCUACACCUUGGAUGGUUCCACAAAGAAAAUUCGGGAGGCCAUGUUCUUCUUGGCUGCUACUAAUUUUCUGGGAUUUUUCUUCACCUUCUUAGUCACUGAGACCAAAGGACGGUCUUUGGAGGAGAUCUCUGGAGAGGAUGGCGGCGACGGAAAUUCCCCCGCCUACACACCCGCUGCCGCCGUCCCUGCCGGGGACGUUUCCAUGACCAGGCAGGCAAGCAGACGGAACGAGGCCGUACAGGGUGAUCAAUAA